UAGCACUUUGCUCGUAUCUUAAGCAAAUAUACUAUUUCCUUGCAAAUAAAUUGAAACUUGGACGAGAGAGGAUCGAUUGUUGAAGGAUAUAUUUAAGAACUCGAGAUAAAUCAUAAUCAUUGCAAACACAGUGUUUUAAAGCUGAUUGCAUUCUCGUGAAUCUUAUUAGUCCACGUUCAAAUUGUAAAUGUAUACCUGCAAAUGUACCUUGCAUAUAGAAAGGAAAAUUAAUAUAUGUGUUCAUUCUUCCUCUGCACAGAUGGACAGAGCACGAAUGUUGCCCAUGGACCUACCUGCAUUCACUGCCAAUAGCAAUGGCAGUGUUAAAGGCAAGGUAUCUUUUGUUCGACGAUUGGCAAUAGGAUUUGUGAUUCUGGCCAUACUAGGCCUCUUAUACGUGCCAGCGUACCACUCCGCGCAGAGUCCAUUCUUAAGCUUAAGUGAAACUCCAUCCUCUGCAGAACCUCUUGGCAAUUCGCGCUUGAUAGGCGCCGUGGCACAAUUGCCUGGAUGGUCAUAUAAUACAUCAAGAGAUGUCUGUGUUUACAUUCAUCCAGAGAAUAACACAUCGAUUCUCAGUCCUACCGGCAUCUGCUCGCUACCGCCAUACCUGCUAAUAAUAAUAUGCUCGGCAGUCGCAAAUCAGGAGGCCCGUUCAGCUAUUAGGAGUACUUGGGCCAAUAAAUAUAACUUAGAUAAUUUGUACAAUUCUACAGUAAAAAUAGCAUUUUUACUAGGAAAAAGUGAUAAUGAUACACUCAACAAUUUGAUUGUUGAGGAAAGUUCCCAGUACAAUGACAUUGUGCAAGAACGUUUCUUUGAUACAUAUAACAAUUUGACGCUAAAAUCGGUCAUGAUGCUGAAAUGGGUGACGUCGAAUUGUGAUCAAGCUAAAUACCUCAUGAAAACGGACGACGACAUGUUCGUAAAUAUUCCCUUGCUUCUGCAAACGCUGCAUUCGAAUACGCAAACGGAGACUCUCCUAGGUUCCCUCAUUUGUAAUGCUAAACCAAUACAAGAUCCAAAAAACAAGUGGUAUACGCCCAAGUAUAUGUACUCGGAGAAAACAUAUCCAAAUUAUUUAUCAGGCACAGGGUAUGUUAUGAGUGUGGGUGUGGCAGCUAAAUUAUAUCAAGCAGCGUUGAUAACGCCGUUGCUACACUUGGAGGACGUUUACGUAACGGGUUUAUGCGCGAAGCGCGCGAAAGUCCGGCCCCUCAACCAUCUUGGAUUCAGUUAUAUACCUCGCAAAAUAGAUCCCUGCGUGCUCAGGAACGCUAUUACCACGCACAAGGUCAAUGCGUCCAAUAUGUAUGUGAUUUGGACAAAAGUGAACGAUACGAGCGUUUUGUGCAGCAAUCGUACUCGCGAUUACAGAAGACCGAUCUCUUUGAGCAGAAGCGGCCGAAACGCCGGCUACUAUGUCUUCAAGAGAAAAACUAUAAACAAGUGCGUUUAAGUACACUUCUGAUAACAUUGAUUCCAUACGUUGUUACAAGACUUAAUUUUUUUUUUAUCGAGCUUCCUGCUAAAUCGCGAGUGGAAUUAAAUAGGUGAGAGAAAUGAUACAGAAGCUGUGAAUUUCCCCAUUUAUAAAAAGCUUCGAGGAAAUUCUCACUUCGAUUUCUUAUGAAAUUAUUUAUUUAUAAAUCUAUUUGCGCAGACAUCGAAAUAUUGCUUGUUAUUACUUUCUAUCAUUACGCUAUUUGCUAUGCAACUCAUGGUUCAUUGUAAAAAAUGUAAUUCGAGUUUUGAGGCGAUAGAAUCUUCAAUGAAUUUUCGCAAAUCUUCGAUUCUGUCAGGCUGUGUCCAAUUUCCAUUGUUAGUUUACGAUUAAUAGAUUAAGCCUUUAAGUUUUACAAGACUACGGCCAAUUUGCACCGAUAUAUAGAAUCUAACCGAAAGUCCAUCGAUUAACGGUUCUCUGUCUUCUUACGAAUUAUUUAUUUCGCGUAUAGUAAACGCGAAGUUUUAAUUGAUUAAUAUAUAUAAAUAUUAACGUUAACUGAUAUCGGUGCAAUUGGUACAAUACGUGUAACAAUCGUGACAGACGACACACCGAAGGUUUUGUAUAUUUUUCUAUUUAAACCAAAGUAGUAUUUAAGGAUAUACGCUGUCAAUUAGAUCUUUUAUAUAAUUUACAUUAUUUUUUCCGCCUGUUUAUGUAAGACAUGAUUAAAAAAAAAACGACAAGAUGUAAUCUAUGAGAAAGAAGUGUGUUCAUGGACAGUUUUUUCGAAUGUGUUGAACUUCUCGAUUGUCACUUCCUAAUGACAAUUAAAUCAUAUAAUUAUCUAUGAAACAUAGAAAAUUUUCCGCGCGAUAUGAAUUUUGUUACGAUUCUUCACAAGAAUUGACAAUUGAAUAUCUUGUGGCUGGAAAGUCACAGGGAAGCGAAGCUUCCCUUUAUUUUAAUAAUACAAAUAAUGCUGUUGCUUCCACGUACUUAUGCGAAAUUAUUUAGGAACGUAAUAGCAUUAUAAUAUUAUUAAUCUACAUGUUUCCGAAUCUCCUAAAUAGCCUUAUGUUUCCUAAGCAUAGUAUAAUAUUAUAAAUUAAAUAUGUGAAAAUUGCUUCCUGUUUAGUAACAUAGGAUAUAAAUAUAUUUUAAUUUAAUUUCUAUUUAAACAACAAAAUAAUGACUUGUUCUAAUAACGUUAUCUGAAUUUCGUCUUUUAUUCGUAAAUAAAAUUGACUUUUUAAAAUUUA
Wasmannia auropunctata (little fire ant) is the source of this 2709-nucleotide messenger RNA. RefSeq names its product beta-1,3-galactosyltransferase 1-like. The transcript has 5 exons. The record is from RefSeq and is a predicted model, not a curated record. Bases 188 to 1459 code for a protein of 423 amino acids. Gene Ontology annotation, molecular function: hexosyltransferase activity. Gene Ontology annotation, cellular component: membrane. NCBI's taxonomy places the organism in Eukaryota, Metazoa, Arthropoda, Insecta, Hymenoptera, Formicidae.